This is a messenger RNA of Leptosia nina, 2115 nucleotides long. Lineage: Eukaryota; Metazoa; Arthropoda; Insecta; Lepidoptera; Pieridae. The record is from the annotation of a GenBank genome assembly.
AUGGACAAGAAAUCAAUAAAUCGAUCUACUAUACAACAGUCGAGGGCAACCGCCGUCGACUGUAAAAAAAGUUCAGAAUUGACACAUAAGCCGUGGCCACGGAAUAACAAGAAACGUGAAACAUCUGGAAACCUACCGAAAAAUGAAAACAACCGCAAAAACACCCCGGCACAGAGAGGUAGAGGUCAGGGUGAUAAAAGGCCUCGUCCACGUGGUGCCAAUAACUUUGUUGUGGGUGGAGCGCAGAACACCGGGCUAGAAAAUGAGGAGGAGCCAGAAUUAGGUUCUUUGUUCAUGCCAGGAAGCAAAAAGCAAAAUUUUAAUCAUUUGCUGAACUUCAUGUACUCCCCUCGAGGUAGCAAUGAGCGGAGAGGGCCUCCGCCUCGCAGGACUGUUCAGAAUAGAGUGCACCAUCAUUUUGAACAUGAUCUCUACUUGAGGGCAUAUUGCCAAUUUAUUGUGAAGCAAGAUGGAGAUUACAAGGAAAACUUGUUGAACCCUGACCUACCAAUUAAAUGGGAGCAAAUUGAGGAAAUUGUGGUUCGAAGGGCUGGUAAUUGCCAAUGUCCGAUUUGUCUAGGCCACCCGGUAGCUGGACGCGUGGGUAUUUGCGGCCAUGUAUACUGCUGGGCAUGCAUUCUACAUUACUCCACCACUCAUGAAAAGCAGCUUCCGCCAUGCCCAGUCUGCACAGUUACUCUUCAGGUGGCUGACAUGAAACCUACAAGAUUAGUGCAAUGGGACACUCCGGAGGAGGUCACAAUGCGCCUUGUACGACGUCUACGUGGUUCUACCGUAGUGGAAGUUGCGCCUCCAAGAGGCAUUAUAACGGAAAUUAAAGAAGCCAACACUUUGCCACUAGAGGAGCAACCCGUCUCGCCGUAUGCAAGAAUAUUCUCUGCUAAUCACCAACAGGUUCUUAACAUCAUUGAGCGUGAGAAACAAGAAAUAGAAGCUCAAAUCCAAGCAGAGAUAGACACAACUGAGUUAGUUUACUUGGAACAAGCGUUGAACAUGUUAAAAAUUAAAAAAGAUGUUAUACAAUGCCAACAUUUGGAACCGCAGCCUGUAUACAAUGAUGACCAGGAGAAGAAAAUUGUUAUUGAAAAACAUAAUCCAAGCAAUAAGAAAUAUGACUGGUUUGAUGUUGAUGAAGAUAAAGGUGCUGCCUGUUUGGAUGAGUUCUCUGAAUUAGAAAUCAAUGAACAUAAACCAGAACAGGAGGUAGAAAUAGACGAUGCAAAGAAAUAUGGUUUCGAUCUAAAUGACAAUCCACUAGAGGACUUGGAUGUUAGGGAUAGCCCUCCAGAAGUUGACCAAAAUAACCUGACUGAAAUUGAUAGAGAGAAUCAAUCGAGAUAUUUCUACUUUUAUCAAGCGGACGACGGUCAGCAAGUGUUUUUGAACAGCCUGAACGUGAGAUUGCUGGUCGCGUCUUGGGGCGCCCUGGUCGCUGCCCCGCCGGUCAUCCGCGCGAGGGUACUCCACCGUGAUACUGUCUCUCUUGGUGAACAGACGAGAAAACACAUGCCAUACACUGCGCAUCUGCCUCUACAUUGCUCGUUUGACGUGGUCGAACUUGACCUGAAGCCACCGCAUGUUACAAUAAGUGCACUGGAAAAUUUUGCUGUGGAGAUAGAGCGUCGUGCACGCAACCGCGCCCGCCAAGAACGUGAGGAACGACGCCGCGAGAGGGCCUACAAUCGCGCUAUGGAGGGCCCUCCUAAACCGGACUUCUCUUCAGAUAUACUGUUCCCGCCAACAAUAUCGCCCUUCGGAAGUCCACCACAAGCGGAACCCAAUUUAUUUGAUCCCGGCCCUUCUACUAAUCCAUAUGGAGAACAACCUACACCAUCUACCAGUAGUAGUUCCGGUUUAUCCUUUGCUAAGAUGGCCGGCGCAGGCGGAACUUGGCGCGUUCGCAAGACUACAGCGGCACCGCCGCCACCGCGCAACGACGACGACAAAGAAAGCCACGCACCCCGCUCUCUUGUCCUCAGCGAUGCCAUCGAAGCCGCAUUGCUGGCCGGCCCUUCAAGUCCCGCGCCGUCCAACAAAAAGAAAAAGUCCAAACAAAAAUUAUUAUUCGCCACCGGCAUGAACCGGUCUCCUUAG